Molecule: messenger RNA, 3539 nt
Organism: Caenorhabditis auriculariae
Lineage: Eukaryota; Metazoa; Nematoda; Chromadorea; Rhabditida; Rhabditidae
Source: the annotation of a GenBank genome assembly
AUGCCGAUUUUGUCUUUCUUCGGCUCACCGCGGCUGUACGCGUUGUACAGCGGGCAAGAGCGGACAGAAAAUUACCUGGAAAGUUCCGGAAACACUGGAAUGUCUUUUGUCCGAGGUUUUUUUUUGAAACUAUAUGGAAUAUGUACUUUUCAGGCGUCUAUUACUUUGUAACUUCGCUGGCCUUUUCCCCCGUGAUAAUCGGCUACAUGUACUAUCGCGGCUAUAUGCAGCCCCAGCCAAUACUGACCUUGCUCCGAUACGUUGGCUACGUCGUUUUGGCAGCCUUCGGGUCGAGGUAGAACUUCAGAAAAAAAACCUUGUUUCGAAAGUCAAAUGAACGCAAAGCUUUAUUAUUAUUAUUCUUCUGAUGGAAAAGUUCUAAGUUUCUUUGAUCUGUGUAACGCCUUUCAAUUUUCGCUUUUGCAGUUUUUUAAAUCUUUUUUUUAUUUUCUGCAAAUUUUAGACUGAUUGGACGAGCCAUGGACCCUCAAUAUCGUCAGUUUUUGGAUGUCUGGGUGAAAGCCUCGCAAGGAGACCGAGAAAAACAACAGGUUUUUUUGAGAAGCGCUUUUUUCAUUUUGAAAUUGCUUUCAGGAGCUGAAACGCUUCGACUUCGAGAUUUACGGCGUUCAGCCGGAUUUCGAAGCAGUGCCCAACGACAAUCUGUGGUACCUGACAUGUGAAGAUAAUCAAGGUUAGCAAUAUCUAACGACUUUUUCAUUAUUUCUUAUGUCCUCACCGCCAAUAAUUCUUUUUUGAACUCUCAUGAUUCCAGCCAAUCCUUUUUUAGGACUAUUUCUUGACAUGGGUUUUCAGCCAAUUUCUUGGUCCGAGGGCUCUCUUAUUACGCGAUCCACGCUUUCGGUCGCCACAUGCUCUAUCCCGGCUCUUUGGCUUUUCUAAAUUGGCUCAUGGCCUCGAAUCUGCAAGCCGGUCGCCGUUUGAUGGUUCUCAACAAGGUAAUUGGUUAAAUUGUUGAAGAAACCAAAUAUCGUAGGAAAAAAAAAACGAAAAAAAAAGCGAGGAAAUGAUGAGAAGCGGAUGAAAGAGGACUAUGAAAAAAGCUUUUAAAAUUUCCAUUGACUCUACCGUUUUGUAUUUUUUAAAUUAACCUAUUGCACAUUUUUGUUCAGGAAUGAACAAUGCAUGGAGUUAGCUACUUAGAAAUAAUAAAUAAAAAAAUAAUUUGAAUAGGAAAAUGCAAGAUAUUUUUUUCCGUUGUAAUUACGAAAAAGAUUCCAUUUAAGAAAGAGUUUGUAUCCACGUUCACUGGGACAGCAGAAAAAAAUAUAAAUUAAGAUCCGAAAAUAAAUUUUCCGGCUUUUGAAACUCGAAAAAUUAUAUUUUUACGAGAAUUUUCUGAAUGUUUUCUCCACUUUUUUUUCAAAACUUUUUUAAAAGUAACUUUUAUCAUGUUAGGGCGGUCAACGGGCUUGGAUCAAAACCACCGAGGAAGAUUUAAUCGACGCGAUGUUCAUUCGAGGGAAUCGCAGUCCAGAAAGGUAAGUUAGUAAAAAGCUUCACAUAAUCUACAUAUUGGUUUUCACCAUGACUAUAAGAAAUUAUCGUAGAUACUGGGAUGUGUAAAAGGGAAAAUUCCAGAAGCCAGACCUUAGUGAUAACUUGCGAGGGAAACGCUGGAUUUUACGAGAUCGGCAUCGCCAAUACACCUGCAGAACUCGGCUACUCGGUUUGUCAUUCCCUUUUUCUACAAAACGGAUUUUUUGUGUAAACUCUGUCCUUGUAAAGAAAUUUUUUGAAAAGACAAUCCCUUCUAAAAUUAAAAAUAAGGAAAAUAAAUCAACACCAAGAGUAAGUUACACAGAUUGUUUGAACAUUCGAAAAAUCCUUUAUGAUGACUUGAAAAAGAAAACUAUCACUCCUCAAAAAAGAUGGGAUAUAACGUUGGAUUUAUCUCAUUUCUUGGUUAGAUAUGUCUUUUUAAGGUUUUGGGAUGGAAUCAGCCGGGUUUCGGCGAAAGUUCAGGCCUCCCACAUGUUCGAAACACUUUAGCCGCUGCCGAGGCCAUUAUGCAGGUGGAAUUGCGCUCCUCCGCUCUGUUGUUUUCGAAAUGUGUUUUUACAGUAUGCCAAGUCUCUGGGUUUUAAAGAGGAGAAUAUUGUCCUUUUUGGUUGGUCCAUCGGAGGUUUUCCGGUUUCUUGGCUGGCUGCCAAUUAUCCUAGUGAGUUUAUUUUCAUGAAUCUCACAAUCUCAUUUUUCAUUUGAUGAUGAAAUGAUUAAAGAUCGCUUUGUGAUGUUUCGCGUAUUAAUUGGAUAGUUAUUCAGAAUUGAAGUUAAUUUUGUUUUGAAUUCAAUUUAGUGUGAUCUAAAGAGUUGAAUUUUUGAAACCUAAAUUUUAUUUUGAAGAUAUUCGCGGUGUUAUUCUGGACGCAACCUUUGAUGAUGUCCUUCCCCUGGCCGCUUCUCGAAUGCCCAGGGUUUCCCAAUCUAAUUAUUUCUAAAACUAUCUUUUUUUUCUAGUUCCUCGGCUCGAUUGUCGAAUAUGCUAUCAGAACUCAUGCCAAUCUCCAAAUCGAAAAGAUUGUACGUUUUCUGCCCUUUUUUCAAAGUUUAACCGGUCCCCUUUUCCAGCUAGCACGCUACAAGGGCCCCCUGAAGCUGAUCCGACGUCUUCAAGAAGAGAUCCUGAUCAUCGACGACGCGGACAGCACCGAGGCCACUCGAAGGGCCACCAACAGGUUUGGAAAUGAAGAGAAUUGUCUUGAAUGUUGAGUUAUCCAUAGAGCGCACUUUCUGUUGAUAAAAUAGCUCUUUCACAAAAAUUCGAAAUUUUUCUACACGAAAAAAUUGAACUGUUGCUUGAAUGGUUCUUUGAAUUAUUUUAGCUGCAAAUUUCUUUUUCACAAGUUUUUCAGUUUUAUUUAGAAACACCAUUAGAAUAAAAUUUUUUUCAAAUUUUUGCUUAUAAACAAAUAGUUUGUGGUCUGUCUAGUAUGAGGAAUAUUUUGAAAACUUUCGAAAUUUUUCUAGUUUAAUUUUUUUCUACCCAACGUUUUUUCAAGACUAAGAUUCAAUCACAAUGAGUUGGAAUUCUGGCAAGAAACUUUGAUUUCAAUCCAAAAAACAGUUUUUUUCAGUCUUUUUAAAAUAUACGAAUUGACGUGCCUUUUCAAAAAAAAAAGUUGCAAAAGGCCUUUUAGAAACACUGCGUUUGGUCAUUGUUUUGCAUUCUUGGAAAAUUUUCAGUUUAAGAAUAUUUGAAUCUUUCAUUCAGAGGAAAUUUCUUGCUGAAGUCGGUGCUGAAGUCGCGACACCCCGAGCUGUACGAAGGACUCGAGCCGCAGGUUCGAAGGAAUAUCCUCUCCACAGUAACCCAGGAGACCCAGGUGGACCGCUGGCUGGCCCUUAGUCCGACGGAGCGACUGAUGGCGGCAGGUCCCAGCGAGUCUGAAGUUGCGCGACGACGACGUCGCCUCUACGCCGCCUGCGAUCACUAUUUCAUCGACUUCGACUCAAACCACGUUUCUCCGUUAGAUCCUGGAUACUUCAACAUUCCCGAACUCAUCAAAGAGUUCUAG